AUGUCAACUGAAACUAAAGGGCUAGUUUUAGAAAAUACAGCACGUAGAGAUGCUUUGAUCACCAUUGAAAAAAAAUACCAACAAAUAUGGGCAGAAGAGCACCAAUUCGAGCUAGAUGCACCAUCUAUCGAUGACGAACCAGUUACCAUGGAUUCCGAAGAACUACAGAAGAAAUAUCCAAAGUUCAUGUCUUCUUUAGCUUAUCCUUACAUGAACGGUGUCUUACAUGCUGGUCAUUGUUUCACUCUUUCAAAAGUCGAGUUCUCAGUUGGUUUUGAGAGAAUGAACGGUAAGAGAGCAUUAUUUCCAUUGGGUUUUCACUGUACAGGUAUGCCUAUCUUAGCUUGUGCCGAUAAAUUAAAAAGAGAAGCAGAGAUGUUUGGUAAUGAUUUCUCUAACGCACCAGCCGAUGAAGAAGAGCUAGAACAAGAAGCCAAGAAGGAAGAGUCUGAAGAUGUCACUAAAUUCAAAGCUAAGAAGUCCAAGGCAGCAGCUAAGAAGGGCCGUGGUAAAUAUCAAUUUGAAAUCAUGCUACAACUUGGUAUUCCAAGAGAAGAAGUUAUCAAAUUUGCCGAUGCUAACUACUGGUUAAACUAUUUCCCUCCAUUCUGUGAAUCAGACUGUACUUCUUUCGGUUCCCGUAUUGACUGGAGACGUUCUUUCGUCACCACUGACGCUAACCCAUACUACGAUGCUUUUAUUAGAUGGCAAAUGAAUAAAUUAAAAUCUUUAGGUAAAAUCAAGUUCGGUGAGCGUUAUACAAUUUACUCUGAAAAGGAUGGCCAAGCCUGUAUGGAUCAUGACAGACAAUCUGGUGAAGGUGUCACCCCACAAGAAUAUGUUGGGAUUAAGAUUGAAGUUACUGAAUUUGCUCCAGAGGCUAAGAAAAUCGUUGAUGGCUGCGCUGACCUAGACAAAGCUAAGAAGAUUUACUUCGUUGCAGCUACUUUAAGACCAGAGACCAUGUACGGUCAAACAUGUUGUUUCGUUUCUCCAAAGAUUGAAUAUGGUAUUUUCGAUGCCGGUGAUUCUUACUAUAUCACUACUGAAAGGGCCUUCAAAAACAUGUCGUAUCAAAAGCUUACUCCAAAGAGAGGUUACUAUAAGCCUGUUAUUACCAUUAAUGGUAAGGCUUUCAUCGGUUCGAAGAUUCAUGCACCAUUAUCUGUAUAUCCAGAACUCAGAAUUCUACCUAUGGAAACUGUCAUUGCUACCAAGGGUACCGGUGUUGUCACAUGUGUUCCAACUAACUCUCCAGAUGAUUUUAUGACUAUCAAGGACUUAAAACACAAGCCAGAAUACUAUGGUAUUGAAGCCUCAUGGAUAGACCAAGAAUUAGUGCCCAUUAUUCGUACUGAAAAAUACGGUGAUUUAACUGCCCAAACUCUUUGUGAAGAAAAAAAGAUUCAAUCACCAAAGGAUACCGUUUUAUUAGCUGAAGCUAAAAAGCUUGCUUAUAAGGAAGAUUUCUACUCCGGUACUAUGAUUUACGGUAAGUACAAGGGCGAAAAGGUCGAAGUUGCUAAGAAUCUAGUCAAGGCUGAAAUGAUUGCUGCCAAUGAAGCGUUUGUUUACAACGAACCAGAAUCUUUGGUUGUGUCUCGUUCAGGUGACGAAUGUAUCGUUUCUCUAGAAGAUCAAUGGUACGUUGAUUACGGUGAAGAAUCAUGGAAGAAACAAGCUGUCGAAUGUUUAGAAGGUAUGGAAGUUUUCGCUCCUGAAGUUAAAAAUGCAUUCGAAGGUGUUCUAGACUGGUUGAAGAACUGGGCUGUUUGUCGUACAUACGGUUUAGGUACUAAGUUACCAUGGGAUGAAAAAUAUCUAGUUGAAUCUUUAUCCGAUUCUACCAUUUAUCAAUCUUUCUACACCAUUGCCCACUUACUAUUUAAGGACUACUACGGUAAGGAAAUUGGACCUUUGAACAUUAAGCCAGAACAAAUGACUGAUGAAGUUUUCGAUUACAUUUUCCAACAUGUUGAUGAUGUAAGUGCUACUGAUAUUCCAUUGAAAUCUCUACAAAAGUUAAGAAGAGAAUUCGAAUAUUUUUACCCAUUAGAUGUUUCCAUCUCUGGUAAAGAUUUGAUUCCAAACCAUUUAACUUUCUUCAUUUACACACAUGUUGCAUUAUUCCCAAAGAAGUUCUGGCCAAAGGGUAUUAGAGCCAAUGGUCAUUUAAUGUUGAACAAUGCUAAAAUGUCUAAAUCAACUGGUAAUUUCAUGACUUUGAAACAAAUUGUUGAAAAGUUUGGUGCCGAUGCUUCUCGUAUCGCUUUAGCUGACGCUGGUGAUACUAUUGAAGAUGCUAACCUUGAUGAAUCAAAUGCUAAUGCCGCAAUUUUAAGAUUAUUUAACUUAAAAGAGUGGGCUGAAGAAAUCGUCAGGGACACUUCUGGCUUAAGAACUGGUGAAAUCACUGAAUUUUUCGAUAUUGCUUUUGAAAACGAAAUGAAUUCUUUAAUCGAAAAAACUUACGACCAAUAUGAAUUAACCAAUUAUAAGAACGCCUUAAAGAAUGGUUUCUUUGAAUUCCAAGCAUCAAGAGAUUAUUACCGUGAAGCUUGUGGUACUAUGCACAAGGAUUUAGUUUUACGUUACAUUGAAACUCAAAUCUUAUUACUUGCGCCAAUUGCCCCACAUUUUGCUGACUACAUUUACCGUGAAGUCUUGAAAAGAGAAGGUUCGGUUCAAAACGCUAGAUUCCCACGUGCUUCGAAGCCAGUUGACAAGAAUAUUUCCUCCGCUUUAGAAUAUGUUAGAGCUUUACAAAGAAGUAUCAGAGAGGCUGAAGGUCAAGGCUUAAAGAAGAAGAAGGGUAAGACCUCCGAUGUAGACCCAAGUAGACCAGUCAGAUUGAGUAUUUUAAUUUCUGAUUCGUUCCCACAAUGGCAAUCAGGCUGUAUUGAAGUUGUCAGAAAAUUACUAGCUGAGCAAACUUUAGAUGAUAACAAGAAGGUCAGAGAAAACAUUGAACCAAAGGAAAUGAAGAGAGCCAUGCCAUUUAUUUCCUUAUUAAAACAACGUUUAGCGGUUGAACCAGCCGAACAAGUCCUUAACAGAGAAAUUUCAUUUGACGAAGUUGCUACCGUGAAAGCAGUUUUCAAGAACAUUAAGGCCGCGGCACAAACUUUGAAGAUCAGUGAUUAUUCAAUUGUAAUAUUUUCUCAUGGUUCUAAUGUUGCCAAGGACAUCUUUACCGGUGAAGAGGUUGCACUUCCAAAUGCUGCCAGAGUCAUUGAAGCUGCAGUUCCAGGAAACCCAGGUGUUAUUUUCCAAAACUACUGA
This is a messenger RNA of Kazachstania africana CBS 2517, 3282 nucleotides long. RefSeq names its product leucine--tRNA ligase CDC60 (gene CDC60). The coding region runs from base 1 to 3282 and encodes 1093 amino acids. The transcript has a single exon. Gene Ontology annotation, biological process: leucyl-tRNA aminoacylation. Gene Ontology annotation, molecular function: leucine-tRNA ligase activity; ATP binding; aminoacyl-tRNA deacylase activity. NCBI's taxonomy places the organism in Eukaryota, Fungi, Ascomycota, Saccharomycetes, Saccharomycetales, Saccharomycetaceae. The record is from RefSeq and is a predicted model, not a curated record.